AUGGAGACAUAUUUCGGUUAUGUACGAACGCCCGCGGACGCCAUCAAGCUCUUUGAAGCUUGUAGGUUAGGCCUGCUUCCUAGGGUUCAGAGGCGCUUGUCGGAAAAGGAGCGUCAGUCGAUUCGAUCAGGCUCUGUAUUUGUUUGGGAUGAACGAGAGGCUGGUAUGAGAAGAUGGACCGACGGAAAAUCAUGGAGUGCGAGCCGAGUUUCAGGCAGCUUCUUGACCUACCGUGAAAUGGAGGGCAAACGAGGGGGUGGUGGCUUCAAUAGCAUUCGCCGAGGAUCCAACAAGACGCCAGAGUCAGGUCGUGGUAGCGAUGAUGAUCGUGACGAUGGGGAACCUGAGGGCUAUCGAUACAAAGCGGACGGUCUCAUGAAGCAGUCCUUCAGUAUUACAACGUCAAACGGCCAACACCUCCACCUCAUCUCAUACUAUUCGAGGCCGCAGCACGGACAGGCAGAUCUUCCUCAGCCCACAAAUGACCCUGCCCUUCGCUCAAUUGUCCCUAUGAAAGGCAUGUAUCCUGAGUCAAGCAUGGGAGAAGCUAGCCAGACGCCUGCCCUGACACGGGCCCCGAUGCAACAACCACCUUAUAUGGUGCCAACCCCUCAACACCACGCUCCUCACCAAGCCUAUGCCCCUCAAUAUGGACAGCCUGGAUACGGGUGGCCUCCCUCACCCGCCCAGACCCCCCCUUAUUCGCACUACUCCGCAACAUACCAACAACACCCACCCCCUGGGCAUGCUCCCCCGCCUCCUCACCAGUACGCCUCAUACGAACCAAGAGCUUCCCUUCCCCUUCCCGCACCCCAAAAGCCAGGCUACACACCCUACCAGCACCAUUCGUCUCAAUACCGCAUGCCCUCGCCGCCCCGCAUCAGUGAUGCUCGCGAUCAAAAUCUCCAGGCAGCUGCUCAAGCUGUGAUGGUUGAUCCGCGUCUUGGGCCAACCUCUGCCAGGAACCCCCAGGGCCCUCUCCCAGCCUUGCACGCGGUGACAAACGCUCCUCUUGGAGCCUCAUUGAUUGCUGAAGGUCCACUCAGCCGGGGUCGAAGCGUUACCCCUCCUCGGAGCUCCCACUCCGACACCAACAGCUUCAGCACCCAGUCGAGGUCCAACCUUUCUUCGCUCCUUCAUCCUACCCCAUCUUCAAGCGAGGCCAACCCCAGCCCUGCUACCAAUGGUGGCAGUGCUGGCAACAGCCCGCGAUCUCUUCCUGCACCGGAACCCGGUGCUGUUAGUGAGGAUACACGGGCGCUCAGGAUGCUUGACCGCAGCGCCUUCAGACGGAUUGCUCUUGCCUAG
Clonostachys solani is the source of this 1308-nucleotide messenger RNA. NCBI's taxonomy places the organism in Eukaryota, Fungi, Ascomycota, Sordariomycetes, Hypocreales, Bionectriaceae. The record is from the annotation of a GenBank genome assembly.